This is a messenger RNA of Sabethes cyaneus, 1341 nucleotides long. RefSeq lists its product as uncharacterized. Gene Ontology annotation, molecular function: nucleic acid binding. Gene Ontology annotation, biological process: DNA integration. NCBI's taxonomy places the organism in Eukaryota, Metazoa, Arthropoda, Insecta, Diptera, Culicidae. The record is from RefSeq and is a predicted model, not a curated record. The transcript has a single exon. The coding region runs from base 1 to 1341 and encodes 446 amino acids.
AUGGAUAUAACUUGGGCGGAAAUCCAGUUGGAAUCGGAAAACGACAAGGAGCUUGACGAAGUUAGGCUGGGACUCCAGACUGGUAGGUGGGCGGACAGCUUGCGUCGAUAUGAGGCUCAGUCGAAAAACCUCAGAACACUAGACUCGUUAAUAUUUAAGCAGAAUCUGAUAAUUCUCCCACAUAGUCUUCGAAAAAAAGCAUUGGAAACUGCUCAUCAGGGUCAUUUGGGUUGUGGAGCAACCAAAAGAAUUCUCCGCGAGUACUUCUGGUGGCCAAAUAUGGCAAAGCAGGCCGAAGAAUUCGUUUCUAAAUGCGAAACUUGUCUUACCAUUUUAAGAAAGAAUCCACCGGUUCCCUUAAUCAGUCGACAGCUUCCAAAGGCCCCUUGGGAGAUCCUACAGAUAGACUUUUUGUUUAUCCAAGGUUGCGGAUCUGGACAUUUGCUAAUGUGCGUGGAUACAUAUUCCAGGUACCUUCACGUUGUAGCGGUAAAGCAAACAGACGCAAAAACAACGAGUGCCGCUCUAUGUAAGAUUUUUACAGUAUGGGGUCUUCCGUUGGCCCUUCAAAGCGACAACGGACCUCCGUUCCAAGGGAAUGAAUUCGUCGACUAUUGGGAGGCAAAGGGGGUAAAGAUUCAGAAAUCGAUCCCUCUCAGCGCACAAUCUAACGGGGCUAUCGAGAGGCAGAACCAGGGCGUCAUCAAGGCAAUAGCAGCGGCAAUGGAAGAGAAGCGAUGCUGGAGUGAUGCUCUUGCAGAGUACAUACACACUCAUAACACCCGUAAACAUCAUUCACGCUUAGGCGUUACACCGUUUGAAUUGCUAGUUGGCUGGCGAUAUCGGGGGACAUUUCCCAGUUUGUGGGAACACAAACAGGCAUUGGAUAGAACUGUCGUUCAGGAGGAUGAUGCUUUCUGUAAACUCAUUAGCAAGAAAUUCGCUGAUCAACAUAGAGGGGCAAAGGAAAGCAACAUUGCAGUCGGAGACAAGGUCGUCGUAGCGAUUACGCAACGCACAAAGACCGAUUCUUCCUUUUCGAAGGAAAGAUACACCGUCCUCACACGAGAAGGCGCAAAAGUUGUGAUUCGAGCGGAGAAUGGAGCACAAUUAUCACGUAACGUUCAAGACGUCAAAAGGGCCUUGGAUGCUUCUAACUCUUGCGAAACCAUUGCCACCAGUGAAAGCUAUGGUGCUUCCCAUGAAAACGCAUCAGGAGUGCAAAAUUUACCACCGCCGACCGGAAUCGAUUCAUCCACGAAGACUACGGAAAGGCCUAGAAGGAUGAUAAGAAAGCCUGCAAAGCUUAAUGAUAUGUAUGUUUAUCAUGUUUUUGAAUAA